CCUCCCGCCAAAUCGCGCUGUAGCUCUUCGGGUCAGCGUGUACGAAAAUUUCGCGGCGAUUUUUUGCAAAUUCGAAAAUUUUCGGUAAAGUGCUGUGGAAAAAGAUGACGACUCUUCCAUUUUCAUUCCAAAUUCAGGAGAAAUUCGAGAAAUUAUCUUUUCGUUACGGGACCCAAAUAUCAGAGGACAGUGCCAUUUCAUCAUGUUCAACACCUUCAACUCCAACCAGUCCUAUUGACUUCGAAAUUAAAAUAGCCACUCUUGAUGAUAAGGAGGCAGUUCAGGAAUUCCUGCAGAAGUUUUUCUACAAAGACGAGCCGCUGAAUUCCUUCAUGGAAAUUAUCACUGACGAACAUCCAAGAUGCUAUGACCUUGAACGAUUUACUUUGAAAAAUUUGGAUAACGGCGUAAACCUGUUGGCGGUGCAGAAUCAAAAGAUAAUAGGAGUUUGCUUAAAUGGUAAUCAGGUUUCACUUUCAGAUGUAAUCGAGAGAGGAGUCAUAGAGGAAGACUUUAUUUGUGACGAUGAAAAAUUUGGCAAAAUUGUCAAAUUACUGGAGCAUGUAGCUGUCGAAUCUGAUCCAUUCCAGAUUUAUCCCGGAAUCGACAUGGCUAUGGUGGUUAAAAUAUUAUCAGUCGACGGUUCUUAUAGAGGAAAAGGAAUUGCCAAAGAUCUUAUGGCAAAAACCAGAGAACUAGCUAGACUAAAAGGGUGCGGCUUCAUAACUGUAGACUGUACCAGCCACUACACUGCAUGUGCUGCUAAAAAGCUGGGAUUUGAACUGCAUUAUACUCUCAACUACGCCGACUACAAAGUGGCCGAUAAAGUGGUUUUCAAACCAGAACCACCCCACAAAGCCUUGACAGUAUACACUCAGAAGAUUUUUUAAACAUUCGUUGCAAAAAAAUUUAUUGGCCUACAAUAUUUAGUUACCAAAUUACCAGUGAGAUUCUAGAAUAUGUGUAAAUUAAACAGAUAAAUCUAACUUAUAUACGAGUAGAUGUUUAAAUUUAUAUGUGACAAUAUCUUCGUAUUACUAUGUCAUCCAUUAAAAGAAAUCAUUUUUUACGUGAAGAUGCUUGAUUUUGCAGACAAGAAUAUUGUAUUUUUUUGAAAUUAUAGUUUUUUUUAACAUAUGUGAUUUAUAUUGAUUAUUAUGUUUACUGAACUGUUUGACUAUUUAUAAUGAAAUAAAUAACAGAUUUGACGUUUACAAAUAACAAAUUCUAUAAGAAGUUAUUAAAAUCAAAAAUCCACGAGGAAAUUCAAUUCCAGUAGCUGGCUGUAUGCCAUAAAUCACAAAAAAGAAUUAAAUUCCUUUGUAAAAGGUAUAUGUAUUUAUAAAAGUCCCUAAAAAGGGCUACAUCACAGAAAAUUUUAGGAAUAACAAUUUCGUCAUCAGAGCUUAUUAUAUUUUAAAGAACCUACAUGCCUGAGCCACCAAGAUAUGUGGAUAAAAACCCUUUAGAUAUUACAUAUAUAGUUUUAAAUUUUUUACAGUAUAGUAUUAAAAUAAUUGUGAUGUUUAAAAUAUUCCUGUAUUUAACAUCAGGACCUAAAAUUCAAUAAACCUGGGACCUUAAAUGAAAUAAUCCCUUGUUUGGGUAAUUUCGCCCCUCCAACAAUAUCACCACGCUGAGCUUAGAUAUUAUCUUAUCUUAUCUCUUAGAUACCUGGUACUACUAUAAUACUCAACUAUAAAAAUCUCAACAUUACUGUUUGAUUUACACAAAUUAUAGAAUUUUCUUAUUGAAUUCAGGCAUGAUAUUAAAAUGGAAUUAUUUCAAGGACAAUAAAAUAUGUAUAUACCUAAUUACAGAUACAUAUACCUACUCUAUAUAUAAUAUACAGAGACAUAAUGGACUACCCAAAAGUAAGCUUCGCGAUUUUUAUGUCACAUGUAUCUUUGUUUUUGUCAUCGUAUUACUUAUAAUAUUAUAAAUAUUUCGUUUCAUAGGUCAUCGUUGAGAUUUCCGUCCGGCAUCUUUAACUUUAGAUUUCGUAACUAUGGAUUUUUACGGGGUUGGGUAGUUAACCCAACGCCAAAACCCCUUGUCGGAGGGCCAUUUCACCCGCUCUCGUCGGUUCCCGACCCAACUUUCCACCCGGGGUUGGAUACCGGAUCUCCAGAUUGGAUUGCUCGGUUAACAGGAGCACCAACGUGAAGGUGAGAGUCGGAUUUGAGUAGAAGUGGAGUAAACUGUAAUCAACUCCAUGUUUUCGCAUUCUACCCCUUUAUCCCCCAUAUAUACAAAACCCAUAUACAUAAACCAAACUUAACCAAAAUAACCAUAUUAUACAGCCAGUGUUGACAUAUGGUUCGGAGACAUGGACCAUCUCCAAGACAGAUGGAAACCUUCUGCUUAUAUUUGAACGAAGGAUCCUGAGAGGAAUAUUCGGUGGCAUCUGUGAAAAUGGUCUUUGGAGUUUAUCUAUACAACUACGAGGUAUACCACAGAUAUAAACAUAUAUUUGGUGGUAGAGAUCACAGCAUAACAACCCUCCUAGAAGAAUCCUUGUCACAACCCGUGGGAAGUAGAAAUAGGCGAGUAGGGAAGUAGAAAUGUGGGUAGGCCAAAACUCAGAUGGAAGGAUGGUGUAGAUGAGGAUGGGAGAAAAAUAGACGCAGCAAACUGGCAACGGUUGGCAAUAGAUAUGACUGACUGGCGUAAUAGACUUAGGAAGGUCGAGGCUCUUUAUGAAAGGAUAUCUGCUUCUUCAAGUGCCAUCUCCGCGAUGGAGGUUGGCAAUCAUCAUAACUAUUCGUACUCUAGAGAAGGCUGCUAUUCAAAUGUUAUUUUAUGUACAUCCAUACCAUUCUCUCCAGUUGCGCAGCCAUGAUAUUCUAUAUCUCCCCAUGCUUCACUUUCCUUGGAUAUUUACUUGAAUAAUCAUGCAGUUGGGGCAAGUUGUAAUCUCUCUACGUGUACCUAUCUACCUAAUAUGUCUGAGAUUACUCCAAUUUUCUUAUUUUGAUUUUAUCCAAGAUUCAAGAUUUUUAUUUUUUUAUUCGUAAUUUUCAGAACCUCUUUGUGUGACGUGUUCUGUAGAGAUAUAGGAACAAAAAUUACUUCCGUAUCAGCCACUGGAUGUGUUCUCCUUGUAACUCUUAUGCAUGCACAUUGUAGUGUUUUAAGCCACAUUAAAUUGUUUCUAUCCUCCUUUAUUUUCCAAUAAACUGUUCUCCCAUCUGGUAUGACACGUUUAAGGUUGGCUUUCCUUUUGGUUUAAUGGGAUCAAGCUGGUAUUAGUGGGGUUGGUCGUAAGUCCUAUCUUUUUUCACUUCGUUUUUGUAUAAUUCUGUGUGACAUUUUUUAGCAUAAUACCACGAGGUUCGUCAAAUAUCACGAAAGUUAAUGUACUACUAAUCUCUACAGAAGUGGGAACGCUACUUUCCCUUAUGGCUAGCUUCUGAUCAUGGAUAUGGAAGAGAGGAGGAGCUGUCGUGCCCUAUUUUCAUCUACACCAUUCGUGUUCGAAGUAGCUGUGCCAUCCACUUGGAUCGCACAGUAUUUAUCUACCUUUUAUAUAGUUCUCUUAUGAAUGUGAGUUAUUGUCAAAUGCUCGUUGUAUAUCUAGAAUUACGUACACCAUUAUUUGUUUUAUAUUCAAAGUAUUCUCUAUUUCGCUUAUAAUUAUAUCAAUGUCGUUUCUAUCAACUUUCUUUCUUUCAUAUCUCACGUACUUAUCCACAGCUUCUUCGGUUAUUUUUAAGAUAAAUGAUGUGAUACUGAUAAGUUUUUGAAUGUGUUGCGUCCUUUUUCUUGUUCUUCAUUUAGUGCCGACUCCACUAAUGAAGGUUGGUUAUAACCAUUGCAAAUUCAUCACUAUCUUCUGCUUUUCUUAAAGGCGUCUGUAUUUGUCGCCUACCAGGACCUCUUUUCCUUCGAUUUUACCCUUCAUAAUCAGCUGCAACAACUCAUACUUAUCAUUUCUAAGUAUGUGCCGCAAAUAUUCUGUCUGUCGCCUUUUAAUGGUGGUCAAAAGUUCUCUCUCUUCCCAUUAUGUGCAACACCAUUUUGUUCGUAAUAUGUUCGUAAUAUGAUCGGUCCAUGGUAUUUUCAAAAUUCUCCUAAAAAGCCACAUUUCAAAAGCUUCCAGCUUUCUCAUUGAAUCAACAUUAACAGUCCAGGCUUCGACGCCGUAAAAAAGAAUAGAGUGGAUAUAACAUUUUACCAUCCGAUAUCGGAUUUUCAGAUUGAGUCUCUGGUUACUCAGAAAUUUCUUCAUAUUCAAAAAGGCUGCUCUUGAUUGCUCUAUUCUUGAUCGAAUUUCUGAUUUCGGAUUUAGAUCUUCCGUAAUCCGAUUCCUAAGUAUUUAAUUUUGUCCACUUUUUCAAUAUCUUCAUUUUUUAUCUUAGCCCGAUCAAAGAACAAUCUGACCCCCAAAAAAAUAAAGGAUGGAUGAAAAUUUGGAAAUAGGUAGUUGAAAUUGUCUAUUAUUAUAUAAGAAAAAGUUUACAAUUCUACAUCCCCUCCAUUUUUCAAAAAUAGAAGAAAAUACCCCCUCUCGAAGGUGAAAAAUAUGCAUUCAAAAUAAGUCCGGAAUUGGAUAAAAUGACUAAUUCUAAGUAACCUUUGUUCUAUAGAGUUUUUUCCCUAAGUCAAUACUUUUCGAGUUAUUUGCAAGUGAAUAUGUUCAUUUUUAACAGAAAGAAACAUGUUUUGGACGGUUUUUCGGAGAUAACUCAAAAAGUAAGUAUUUCAGCAAAAAAAUAUUCUUAGCAAAAAUAUAGCUUAUAAAAAACUGAAAAAAAAUGUAAAAAUAGAAAAAUAGACGGUUUCGUUUUGAUUUAAAUCUGUCUCCUGCCAUCCCCGAUAGCGCUAAUUCUACUAAUUUCUAAAAUAUUUCUGACUACAGGUAGACCUAGAAAUAGCGCUAUCGGGGGAUGACAGGAGACAGAUUUAAAUCAAAACGAAACGAAAAAUAUAGGUUCUCCGAGCCGCAUUUUUGGAAUAUUUUCCUAGCGGUGCCUUUUGAUAUUUUCAUAUCUGGGUUAACAGAAAACUUAAAUCGAGUCGACAUUCAUUUCACUGAAAAAAAAAAGGUGUAUGUUUGAGGCCUGUAGACCCAGUAAAAGCAGAGUUGUAGAUAAUGAAAAGUAGGUUCUUCUUCAUAAAAUUCCAAAUCGAAUAUUCCAAUGUGAAAUAACCCAAAACGGAGCACUUUUCGGGGAAAUUCAUUUCAACUUUUUUAAAGUGUUUAAAAAAAGGAUUAUUUUUGUUUUUAAAAAAACUUGUAACAUUAAAAAUAAGCGAGUUACGCUCAAAAUAUUGUUGGCCCCUUCUAUUUUUUGGUAAAAAAAUCUCGAAAAUCACCCCCUAAUUAGCAUCACAAAUAAAUUUUACCAUUACCACUUUACAAGUUACUUUGCUUAUGUAUUAUUUAUAUGAUCUGUAGUUUUCAUCGGUUCAAAGUGCUUAUUUUUGAAAAAGCUGUAGUUAAAAUAGCUUAAACGAGUAACUAAUCACGAGUUUAGGCAAAUUUUGAACAGCCAUAACAUAAUCAAUUUUAGUAUAACAAGAAAACAAAAAAGGAAAAAUAUUCAUAAAAGCAAAACGUACACUUUAUUACUCUUUAAGAUUUUUGGUAUUACUAAUAAUUUUUAAGUUAAUUCCAUGAACAAUUCCAUUUUUUUUUCAAAAUUAAAAAAAAUGUUUUAUUUUAAACCCAUUUUUUUUUCAAAACGGAGCACUUUGAACCAAUAAAACUUAUAGAUAAUAUAAACGAUGCACAAGUAAAGUAACUUGUGAAGCGGUUACGAUUAAUUUUAUUUGGGAAGCUAAUUAGGGGGUGAUUUUCGCGAUUUUUGUACCAAAAAAUAAAAGGGACCAACAAUAUUUUGAGCGUAACUCACUUAUUUUUAAUUUUAGAGAUUUUUUUAAAAAACAAAAAUAAACCUUUUUAAAACACUUUAAAAAAGUUUUAAUGAAUUUUCCCCGAAAAAUGCUCUGUUUUUUGGUUAUUUCACAUUAAAAUAUUCGAUUUGGAAUUUGACGAAGAAGAACAUACUUUUCAUUAGCUACAACUCUGCUUAUACUGGGUACUCACGCGUACACCAUUUUUUUUUCAAUUUUUUAUAAGCUAUAUUUUUACUAAGAAUAUUAUUUUCGCUGGAGUACUUACUUUUUGAGUUAUCAAUUUUAAUUGGUAAAAUCAAAUUGAAUUCAAUUGAAGCUUUCUUUGUGAAUUUUAUUAAAAACCCUAUAGUCCAAGUAAUGAAGCUUAAAAUAGGACAAAACCUCGCAAUUUUUACAGAAUUGAUUGAUUUACUUGAAAAUUUGAGAAUAAGUAGUGGAUAGUCCGUAGAUCAAAAUCUAUAUGAUGCCGACAUGCGCUUUUACCAUGGGGGUGGUUGCCACCCCAUGUCGGGGGUGGAAAUUUUUUAUUAUAUUUUGACCGCAAAAGUUGGUAAAACAUUCAUUAUAAGCAAAAAACGUUCUAUAUAUUUUUUUGAUAAAAUUAGUAGUUUUCGAUUUAUUCGCUAUCGACAGUGUUAGUUUUAUAUCGAAAAAAUCAGUGUUUUUAAUCAGUUUUUUGCUAAUAACUCAAAAAAUGUUCGUUUUAUCAAAACAACUUUGCUUGACAAAAAUGUAUCUUUUGAAAAAAUAAACAAAAUAGUUUUUUUUUUUAAUUUUUUUAAGACCAAUAGUAAUCGAGCUGUAGUUUAUUAUAUGUUAGCUUGUCUUCGUCAAAUGCUAAAUAUUGUAGUUUAAAACUCAAAAGACUGGAAAACUGUGCAUUUUUCGAGGAUAACUUGUUCAAACUAAUUUAAAGUAUUUAAAAAUAUCUAUCUACAGAAAUAAAAAUAAAGUCUCUAGCUCAAAAAUUAAGUGACUUAUUAUGAAAAGAAUGUCAGUCUCUAUUUUUUUCAGCGAAAAAGUGAUCGGAAACUUCUCCCUACUUACCACCCUAAUUGAAAUUAGUCAUUGACCUUAUUUGGUCUUCUAUAUUUAUAUUUAUGUAUCAUUAAUAGGUUCUAGACUAUUCUAGAGGUUUGACCGGCUUAGAAUGAUUAGCUUUUAAUAAAAUGGAUUUAAAAGCGAAUAACGAAUUUUUGUAGUUUGGUAAGAAAUGCUUUUUUCUUCAGAAUAGAAAGAUUAGCGUCAGAGAUACAAAAAAAUAUCUAAAUCUAAAAUUGUCGCUUAUUUAAUUCCCAAGAACGGGGUUAGCAAACAUUUUUUCCAUGGCAAAAACUGAGUGAGCUAUUGACAAUUAAAUCUUGUAAUAACAGGCAAAAACCACCUAUACCAACCCUUUUACAGUCACCUCUAUUUGUGACUGUGGAUUUUAAAAGGAUUUAAUAUUAACAGCGCCUUAUGGAUCUUGUAGAAACCUACAAAAUUCUUUUUUGUCAAACUUUCUAGGAUAAAAAAGAAAAAAGUUACGGUUAAAAAAUCAAUAUAUUUUUUUGAAAAAAAAAAGAGAAAUCCAAUUGUAAGCUUAAUAAUGUAAGUUGGCGGUGUUUUUAGUCAUUGGCCUUACCUAUUCAUUCAUACUUCUUUAUUUAUUUAUUAGUAAUAUAUUCCAGAAGUUUGACUGUCUUAGAAUGAUUAGUUUUAAAAAAAAACUGGAGUUAAAAGCGAAUAACGAAUUUUUGUAGUUUGGUAAAAAAUGCCAUUUUCUUCAGAAUAGAAAUAUUAGCAUCAGAGAUACGAAAAAAUGUUUGAAUAUGAAAUUGUAGGUUAUUUAAUUCCAAAGAACUUGGUUUGAAAAAAAUUUUUCUACGGUAAAAAUUGAGUGAAUCAUAAAUGAGUAUAAUAUCGAAAAACAUUGAUUUUUUCGAUAUAAAACUAACACUUUCGAUAGCGAAUAUACCGAAAAAUAUUAAUUUUAUCAAAAAAAUUUAUAGAGCAUUUUUUGCUUAAAAUGAAUGUUUUUAUAAACUUUUGCAGGUAAAAUAUAUUAAAAAAUUUCAACCCCCACAAUGGGGCGGCAACCACCCCCAUGGUAAAAGCGCCUUUCGACGUCAUAUAGAUUUUGUUCCUUGGACUAUCUACUAGUUAUUCUCAAAUUAUCAAGCAAAUCGAUCCAUUCUGUAAAAAUUGCGAGGUGAAAAUCUUCGGUUCCUGGACUACUAGGGAUGUUUAUUUUUAUAGAAUAAAAAGUAUUAAACCUCUUUUUUUAAAAGAUGUAAUUGAAAAUAAAAUUUUUAUUUUAUUUUUCCUCUUUUUUUAUUUCAUUAAAAUUUUACUAUUCUAACAUGUUUGCAAACUUUAACUCAGUUUUCCCAAAACAUCGUUUUUGCAGUUCGCCCUUACUCCUCCAAAUUCCUGAAAUAUUUUUCACCCCGUAUUUUCCAGUUUUUGUAAAAUGGAAGUAAUGUACAAUUGUAAACUUUUUCUUAUAUAAUAAUAGACAAUUUCAACUACCUAUUCUCAAAUUUUCGUUCUUCCUUUAUUUUUUUGGAGGUUUUCGUAAAAUUUGUUGUUCCCUGAUCGGGCUAUCUGGACAUUUUUCUAAACUUUGGAAAUGGUUGUAAGACCAGCUCUUCCUUACAUUAAUAAAUCUUUAUCUCUUAACCCACCUGUAGCAUCUAGUUUUGAUGAUUACUUAAUCCGUGUAAAAAUAGAGUACAGUAAUAAUUAUUGGAAUAUUAUAAUCUAAUGCUCUCUAAAGACCAUUCAUAACGUCUACGAACACAAUAAACAAGAAUAAACAAAAACUAAAUCGUGACUUGUAAAUUGAUCUUGAAAGCACCAACAUAAAAUGAUGUGUGCAUAUUCAUUAUGUGCAACGUAAGCUGUCAGCUUAUUUAUUGCUAUUUCAUAACGUUUGAUAAUAUAAUUAAAUCGAACUAGGCAUUUAUAUAUAGGGUGGCUCAAUUUUAAACGCUGAAAUGAGUUCUUAAACAAAUUAAUGUUUUAAUUCCGCAGGUAUCAAAUCUGAAUUCAAAAGCUGUUACUUUUAAUAUGUUACCAUUGAUUAAAAAAAACUACUUUUUUAUUAGCUGAAUUGAUUUGCUCAAUGCUGUAUCUUUGUUUUAAAAGGUAGAAUAUUUUUUAUGUGUAUAUUAAUUGGUUUAUAAAAAAUUAAAAAUAUAUGAAAGUGUUAUCGUGUGAUUUAAGUUUAAGUCAUGAAGAAUGACCAAAUAAGAAUUGCAAUUAAAGCAUAAAAAUGUCAACUAUGUGUGUAUACUGUAUAUCUAUACAGGGUGUUUAAUUAAUAAUUGGAAAUAUUUUCCUAUUACGGCAGAUUCCUGGGCUAAAAAUAUUACCAGAUAUUACUCUCAACCCAAUUCACCUAGUCCGAAAAUGCUUUCUAAUGAAGCUAGAGCUCCUUAAAGAUGGCGACUUGUAAUUAUUUUUUUAGAUACCUCCAGAACGCUUCUAUAUAUUUAGAAAAACUAAAACUAGUACGCUUAUUUAUCUUCCAGAUAUAAAUCGAUUCCAUCAAUUGCGAAUCUCUAGUACCGGUCAUUUUUUCAGGAAGGGGACGGUCAUUUUUCGCAUAACUUUUUUGUCGUUUAACUUUUAAACAUUUUUGACACUGGAUUAUUAAAUUAUGCGAUAUACUAGUGCCAAAAGAAAAAUCGAUUUGAAAAUCGAUUUGAAAUUAAAGACAAAAAGUUAUGCGAUACAAGUAAUCAUUGAGCUACAAAACGGACGCAUAUGACCGGUACUAGAAAUUCGCAAUGGAUGAGAUUAAUUCAUCUCUGGAAGAUAAAUAAACGUACCAGUUUUCGUUUUUCUAAAUAGUUUUUUUUUUAUUUUUUUCAAACUCAAGAAACGAAAAAUUUUCAAAUCGGUUUUUCUAGAAAAGGGUGUAUUCUACCUACUUAAAGCAAGCGUAGCUUUUAGUACUAUAGCACCUCAAAAUUUAAUAAUCCAAUGUCAAAAAAACUUAAAAGUUUACGACAAAAAAGUUAUGCGAUAAAAUAACCGUUUCCCUACCCAAAAUGGAUGCCUGUGACCGAUACUAGAAAUUCGCAAUUGAUGGAAUAUAUUUGUCUCCGGUAGAUAAAUAGGCGUAUCAGUUUUCGUUUUUCUAAAUAGAAGCAUUCUGGAAGUAUUUAAAAAAAGUAAUUACAAGACGCCUUCUUCAAAGAGCUCUAGGUCCCUUAAGAAGCAUUUUCGGACUAGGUGAAUUGGGUUAAACUCUAAUAUUUUAGUCUAGGAAGCUACAGUUCAAAUAUUUCAAAUUAUUAUUAAAACACCCUGUAUAUGUAGAGAUGUUUAUUGCACUUCAAAUGUAGAUACAUACGAGGUCUAACAAUUAAGUUCCCAGACUAUUGGUACCUAUACCUACUAAAUUUACAAUCAAGAUAUAGAAAUCAAGGUAGAAUACGUUAAAUACUACGAAGAGCACUCUAGAAUCAUAAUUUACAAUGUAUCUACAUUGUAAAUCCCAAAGCAUGAUUUCCAAAGUUUAUACAUUGUAAAUUAUGAUUCGGGAGUGGUCCUAGUAGCAUUUAACGUGUCUUGGUUGGUUUAUUUCAACUGCAUCUUGAUUGUAAAUUUAGUAUAUAUCUUUAUUUAGUAUGUUUUAUAAUUUUUAGCAUAUUUUAAAGGUAGUGGAAAGAUUCACGUAAGUCAAAGGGCUAUAUGGAGCGCCAGAUGUUGGGUGUCUCCCUGAGAGACCGAAUCCCAAAUGAAAAAUACGUCGUAGAACAAAAAUAACAGACGUUGUCGAAAGAAUUGAGUAGUUAAAGUGGAAUUGGCCAGGACACGUCGCCAUAUUGUCAGACAACCAAUGAACAAAACGUAUUGUCGACUGGAGGCCACGGGCCACAACAAGAAGCACUAGAUGGACCGACGAUCUAGAUCUAAAGCAUGUUAUCGGUAACUGGAUACAAGCUGCACAAGACAGAGACAGCUGGAAAAAGCUGAGGGAGACUUAUGUCCAGCAGUGGACGCAUACAGGUUGACGAUGAUAGCGUUUCAGGUGAGCUCAAAUGGUAGAAGACCGAGGUUAGAUCUCCAGCACCGGCGAAAACAUCUAGAUAUUUUCAAAAUGUCUAAAGACCCCAUGUGGAUUCUUAAUCCUGAGAUGCCUAGCCGUGACGAAUGUUGACAACCGUUUUUCAUUUAUUACGGUAUCGAGGUAGCUGUAAUGUAAUGCGUCACUCUUUCUGCUAGGAUUCGACUGUAGGCGUAACUUGAAUAAAAUUAGUACCUUGAGUAAAACUAGGGGUAAUAAUAUGCGAUUGAAUCAUAGCUCUGGCCCUGCUACCUUCCUUGUCUACCGUAGGCCCAAACAAUAGCAAACUACCCUGCUAUGCUUUCAAUCUGCACUAAUUAUAUAAUUUGUUUUCCUCCAAUAUAGGAACUCGUCUUCCUCAUCCCUAUAUCGCUCCAAGAGAAAGAGUACGAAGUAGUGCUUCCGGUGGUCAUCUUGCUACAGGCUAUUAAUUAUCUCUCAGGCUAUUAUCGAAAAAAAUAAUCAACAUGGGUUUGAAUUUUGGCUUUUGGAAUCUUCCACUGCAUGUAUUGCAGCAUGGUUUUAAACUCAUAUUAAAUAUACCUACCUACGUGUUCCUCGGAACUUAAUUGCCAGACCUCAUAUUUAUCAGAUGUUUCUAUGUUCAUCUUAUCUUCAAUAUCUUCCGUUUUCCUUAGUUUAGUUUACCAAUUGAUGUCUUUUGUUUAACAAAUUCUUCUUGCUUAGGAAUAAUCCAUCCCGGCUCUCUAUAUUUUUACUGUUGCUAAAAUUCCAUAUUUUAUCUUAACUUGUAGACCUACUAUUGAAGAAAUAUGUAUGUAGGUACUCAUAAGCAGCCCUAAAACAUCUACACCUACACAUUAUAGUCGUUUGUUUAAAUAUUAUGUACCACAAACUAUAAAAAAGAUACGAUGAGAGCACUGUAUAUCUUGAUAUGUGAAAACUUGGCAGCCAUACCUAUAUUUUCAGUUGAUUGACUUCAUGUAUUUUUGAACCAAUGUGGUAUCUAACAUUAUUAUUCGAAUUCCAAAUUAAAUCUUCCUGUUUGUGCUGUCUUCUAACAAUAUUAAUCCAUUCACAUAUUGCCUCAUCUGUCUUUCUCCAGCUCUUUAACUCUCCCCUUUCAGUGUCAGGGACUAGAUACGUUUGAGAGUAUUUUCAUAAUUUGGGAGAAUACUCUCUAAUAUUGGCAUCGAUAGUUGCUACAUCUGGACGUUUCCCAAUAUAUUUAAUUUUAAUUAGACCCUUCACUCAAGCAUUUAAGCAUUUUCGUUGUCAUUUCUGCAACUUGGUUCAUUUUUAUUUACUGUCAGGUUUAUGAAAAUAAUUCUAGUAUCAGGUAUUAUUAAAACUUGUAUCCUUAUAUAAAAUUACAUAAUAUUGUAGUUAAAAAUUUAUAUUUUUGCAAACAUUCAGAAAUGGUACUAAUAUUUUUAAAAAUUACUUAUAAAUUAAUGUAUAUUAUAUAAACAAUGUUUUAAAUGAAUCACUAUAUUGUAGCUGUUAGAACUUGUGAUUAGAAAUUAGACAGUCCAAGUCUAAGAAAUUAAAUGUGAUAAUUGUUUACCUUUUAUUAGACAAGUUAUUUUAUUUCAAUAAAUAUAAUUUUUACAAGAA
Diabrotica virgifera virgifera (western corn rootworm) is the source of this 12499-nucleotide messenger RNA. RefSeq names its product arylalkylamine N-acetyltransferase 1-like. The record is from RefSeq and is a predicted model, not a curated record. The transcript is spliced from 4 exons. Gene Ontology annotation, molecular function: N-acetyltransferase activity. NCBI's taxonomy places the organism in Eukaryota, Metazoa, Arthropoda, Insecta, Coleoptera, Chrysomelidae. The coding region runs from base 105 to 890 and encodes 261 amino acids.